AUGUUUCAACGUCUGCAAGCCGACGGCUACAAUCGCGCUCGAUUAAGAGGAGCUUCGCGACCGGCACCUCCCUCAGGCGAGCUUUCCAAGGCAUGCGCCCUGUCCGUUCUUACCCGCCGACCAGAUGCUAACGAUUCCACAGAAGGCGAUGUCGUACUUCUGAAAGAGAAGAAGAAUGCAGGCCAUGACGGGAUUUUAGUGAAACUUCAGACCACAAAGCAAACGCACACCCAUCGUGGGAACCUAGCACAUGCGGACAUUAUCGGGAAAGAAUCGCGACAGCUUGUACACUCGGCGCGAGGAAAUGCGUACCGCAUCCACGAGCCCACGCUUGCAGAGUACGUCCGUCUGACGCCACGACUGGUUACUCCUAUUUAUCCUUCCGAUGCGAACCUGAUCGUGUCUCUACUAGACAUCCACGUCGACACGCCCUCCCCUAGCAUAAACGGUAGCCCACCCGUGGAAAUACUCGAGGCUGGUACUGGUCAUGGUGCGCUGACCUUACAUCUCGCUCGUGCAAUACAUGCUGCGAAUCCGCCUCUUCCAAAGCUCCACAACUAUGCCUCAGAACAGGAAGCGGAAGACCCGGUCUACCUAGGGGAAUCCAUUGCGGACCUACAGGACGCGAAUAAUGAGUCCUGGCGGACAUGCCGGGGUGCCAUCGUACACACGCUUGACAUCUCCAGCAAGCACUCGGAGCAUGCGAAAAAGAUUGUGGAAGGCUUCAAGAAUGGCAUAUAUGCCGGCAGUGUCGACUUCCACCUUGGAGACCCUGGCUCUUGGAUCAAGGAACAGCAAAAAGCUAGGAAGACCCAAGACCCAUUCCUAUCCCAUGUCAUUUUGGACCUCCCAGGUGCAGACACGUAUUUGGACGUCGUGGCAUCAGCGCUACAUAUCGACGGUCUGCUUGCAGUUUUCAAUCCCAGCAUCACCCAGAUAGUGGAAUGUGUCGAGAAGAUUCGUAAAGACAGGAUGCCCUACCUGCUCGACCGAGUCGUCGAGCUGGGCGCGAGCACCAUCCGUGAAUGGGAUGUGAGAGCUGUACGCCCCAGAGCAGCGCUGAAGAAAGCGGAGCAGAAGGCUGCGCCAGAUGCGUCAUCUGGCGCGGAGUCGAGUGACGUUAUCAAGGGACAGGAGGCCAGGGACGACGAGCUGGCACAAGACCUUGGCAAGAAUGAAGAGAAGUGGGCAAUGGUCUGUCGGCCCAAAGCAGGACAGGAGGUAGUCGGCGGUGGCUUCAUAGCUCUAUGGCGGAAAAUGGAGCCUGCAAAUCUCUCCGAGUCGCCGGAGCCCUCUGCGGCGGCUACGGAGCAGGCCUAG
This is a messenger RNA of Didymosphaeria variabile, 1320 nucleotides long. RefSeq lists its product as uncharacterized. The record is from RefSeq and is a predicted model, not a curated record. Gene Ontology annotation, biological process: tRNA methylation. The transcript is spliced from 3 exons. NCBI's taxonomy places the organism in Eukaryota, Fungi, Ascomycota, Dothideomycetes, Pleosporales, Didymosphaeriaceae. Gene Ontology annotation, cellular component: tRNA (m1A) methyltransferase complex. The coding region runs from base 1 to 1320 and encodes 439 amino acids.